UGAAAAACAAACGCCGGCUUCGUGUAUAGCGUUUUAGUAUUUCGGUUUUUGAAUAAUAAUAAAGAUAUGAAAACACAGAUAAAAUUGUAUUGGUGAAAGGAAGACCAGUGAUUUGAUUUUUACUUUGAUCCGGUCAAAUUUUGCUCUUCUCUGGUCCAGUGAGGCGUGACCAAGUACAAGUAAUGCACACUUCAUAAUAAGACGAGUAAAAAUGAAAGCGAAAGUAGGAUAGGAAACGGGAAUUCCUUCGUACUAAAAAACAUUCAAUUUUUAACUGUCUAUUUUUUUGUUCGCUUUUGUGCAAGUCAAUCGCUGUACUUUGAGUCUGUCAAUUUUUGACAAGAAAAAAUUACGACUUGCGAGAGAAUUUAGAUAAUUACGUCCUUUAAGUUAGAUCUAGCUAAUUCACAAUUGCAUUCAUAACAGCUCUGGUGGUGCAAUCCCUUCCUCCUACUGAACUGUCAUGAUCGAUUCUUCCUUCAACCAAAAACAACGACUAACUUGCUAAAUUUAGCACUUGGUCUUAUUAUGAGUAGCCUUAUAAACGAAUGUGAAAGCCCGAGGAACCGUGUUUGAUCCUGCAUUCAUUUUUCUUGUUCACGAGCUACCAGGCACUUAAUGCAAGUGGGGAGAGGAGUUCAUUUAGUUAGUUUGAUAAAGACGACGAAGUGUAAGAUACUGAAAGAGUUCAGCGAGACGUCCAUCUUAAACAUCAUGGACAUCACAGAGCAGGUGAGGGAGCAACGCCAGGUGCUGGACACCCAGGGAGAAGAUGCCAUCGUGUCUCCGAGAGAACGCAUUUACCUGCCCGCCUCGCAAGACACUGCCAGACAGAUCGGCUUGGACGAUUUCUCUGACGAACAAAAAGAAUAGAGACUUCAAGUUAUGACGUUAUGAUUCCAGUUGCAAGCGCCAUAAAACUGACUCUUACUAAACUGACUUACUUUCAGAGACUUCAAGUGUGAAGUGUGGAUGGAGUUAUGUACAGUCAAGUCUGAUUAAACCACCAAAAUCUGUAUAACG
Aplysia californica (California sea hare) is the source of this 1023-nucleotide messenger RNA. RefSeq lists its product as uncharacterized. NCBI's taxonomy places the organism in Eukaryota, Metazoa, Mollusca, Gastropoda, Aplysiida, Aplysiidae. The record is from RefSeq and is a predicted model, not a curated record.